Caenorhabditis angaria is the source of this 3699-nucleotide messenger RNA. The record is from the annotation of a GenBank genome assembly. NCBI's taxonomy places the organism in Eukaryota, Metazoa, Nematoda, Chromadorea, Rhabditida, Rhabditidae.
AUGAUCGAUUCAGAAGAGGCGACUACUAGUGAAAUCGAAAGGCUUCUUCCAAAUGAAAUCAUUUUGUAUAUUUUCUCAUUUAUUCCACCCAAAGAACUCGUCUCGAAAGUGACACUGGUUUGUCACAAAUUCAACAAACUUUUGGAGAAUCGAGAAUAUUGGAAGGGCAAAAUUGUGAGUUUUUUUUUUGGGAACGGGGAGAGUAUGAAACAAGACGAGAAUCAAUAACAAUGAUAAAAUCAAGAUGAAAAUAAUUUUUUGAAACAGUGAGGUUUUUAGGGAAAUAAAAUUUUACUUUAACAAAAAAUUUCGACAAGAAAAUUUUAAUUGAAUCAGAAAACAUUUUUGCUGUUUCAUGAUUACCCAUUGAUGAAUUUUAAUUUUAAAAAACUGAUUUUUUUAAAACAAUUGAAAAAACUAUUGUUAAAAAUAAAACAUGAUAAAAAUUAUGUUUUCCUUGAAACAGUGAGAUUUUUAAAUGAAUUUAAAAAAUUAAAUAUUUUUUUUUGAAACUGACAAGAGAAUUUUUGAUAAGCCGUACCUUUUCAAAACACAAUCGAAAUUCCAAAUUAUCAAUAAAAAUUAACCAAUUCUGAAACAGUGAACAAUUUUUGAUCGAUUUUUGUGAACUUAUCACACAUUUUUUGAUUGUAUACAUUUCCUAACUUAAGAAAAAACAUACUUCAUUUCCAUUCAUAAAAAACCAGGUCUAAAUACGUUUCUUGAAACAGUGAAGUUUUUUUUUGAAUCAAUAAUCAAUGAUAAUUGGUAUAAUGUAUUUUCCGAAAAUUUUGAUUUAAACAAGCCAAUAAAGUAUUGAUGAAAAUUAACACAUUUAUUGAAACAGUGAAAAUUUCUAGCUUUUUCAAAUCAUCAAUUUUCCGAGCAAAAUUUUCACACGCCAAUUUUUUUUCCAGAAAAGUCGACAAAAUGUACAUUUGGCUGAUUGCGAAUUGAAACAUUCAGAUUUCGAUGCAAGAAAAUCGUAUGUAGCAAUCUAUGAGCAAAAAGAACGAUGGAAUAAUUGGGAAAAUCAGACUUUGUAGGUUUUUUCGAUGUAAAUUCCGUCAUAAAUCCAAUGUUUUCCUUCAGAAAAACAGCAUUCGGUCAUUCCGCUACUGUAGACAGUGUUGUAUUAUUCAAUAAAAAUUCCAAACGAUUUUGUCUUUCUGGAAGUCGUGAUCGAAGUAUUCGAUUAUGGGAUAUUGAAAAUAUCGAAAGAAAUGAAGAUAUUGAUGGAAAUCGAUGGACAAUUGGAAUAAAUGAUAAUGCACAUCAAGGAUGGAUUUGGAAUAUUGCAAAAGACCGUGAAAAUGAUGAUGUUUUCUAUACAACAUCUUGGGAUUCAACAGUCAAAUCAUGGGAAAUCACAGAAUCAACGAUUCGAGAAAAACAAAAUGUUCGAGUUGGUUCAGCAGCUCAAUGUGUUUCUUGUCUCCCCGAAACUAAUGAGAUUGUUUGCACAACAUUUGCCAAACGAGUUGCUGUAAUUGAUAAAAGGAGUUUUGCGAUAUCGGGAGAAUAUAAUGUGCAUAAAAGAGCGGUUAUUGCGUUGGCUGUACAGGGAAAUAUUAUUUAUACGAGUGGAGAAGAUCGAUUGUUGGUUAUGGUGGAUCGAAGGAAUAUGAGCAAACCUAUUUUGUUGGUUAGUGGGGGAUUUUUGGGAAGGGGGAGGUGGAAAAAUUCACUGUUUCAAAAUUAAUUUUAUCAUGAAAUUCGUAAAUUCACAAUGUUGAUGUUAUAUUUCCGAAACAUUCCAAACAUUUCACAAACUUUGAAAAAAUCUAAUUUUAACAAUGUAAUUUUGAAUUUUUUAGACAUUGGAUUUUUUGCAGAAUUUUGAGACUAGAAAAACUCACUGUUUCAAACAAAUUUGAUAAUGAAAAUUCAUAAUUUCACCAUGUUAAUAGGUAUGACACCAACAUUCAGAAUUAAGUUUUUGUUUUUUUUUUCAUGAAAUUCGUAAAUUCAAAAAUUAAUGUUCACCUGAACAAGAAAUUCAAUUUAUAUGAAGUUUUCGUUUUUAAAAACAAGAAAUUCUUUAAGUAUCAAAAUCUUUUAGAAAAGUUUGUGAAUUUUUAAAUUUGCCUAAUUAUUGAGAAAAAUCACUGUUUCAAACAAAUUUGAUAAUGAAAAUGUAUAAGUUAGCCAUGUUCGAAGAUCUUUUUGCUGUAGAAAAAUCCACUGUUUCAAAAUUAUAUUAUCAAAUUCCUGAAUGCCUAACUGGAAGAUGGAAUAAGAGAAAAGUUCUGAAAAUUUCACAAAUUAAAGAAAAAUUGUAAUUUUAAGAUUGGAAUUUUUUCUGUUUCAAUAUUUUUUUGAAAAUUCGAGAAAGUCUGAAAUUCGCUUACAAUUAGUAUAUUCUCACUGUUUCACAAAAAAUUGAUUUCGCUAUUUAAAAAAAAAUUGGAUGAGGAAGGGUGGAAAAAUUCACUGUUUCAAAAUUAAUUUUAUCAUGAAAUUCGUAAUAUCAAAAUUAAUGCUGUCCUUUAUAACGGAAAAAUUUCCAGAAAAUUCACUUUAUUCGAAGUUUUUGUUUUUAAAAACAAGAAAUUCUUCAAGUAUCAAAAUCUUAUAGAGAAAAGUUUGUGUAUUUUUAAAUUUGCCGAAUUUUUGAGAAAAAUCACUGUUUCAAACAAACUUUACAAAGAAAAUUGAUAAUUUGGCCUUGUUGGAUGAUCUUUUUGCUCUAUAAAAAUCCACUGUUUCAAAAUUAUAUUAUCAAAUUUUCUAAACUGUAACUUUCAGUGUAAAACAUCUCAUAAUUUUUUAAAAUCAUAAGUAUUUUUUCGAUUUUUAAAAUGUUUCCUCAAAUUUUCACUGUUUCAAAAAAAUUCCAUAAUUGGUUUUUUGCAGAAUUACUGCCCAAAUGCCUACAAAUCCUAUCUUUCAAUCCACAAUAAUCAACUUUUAACCGCAACUUCUGAUGGAAAUGUGUCGAUUUUCAGCGCCCAGAAACUCUCAAUUCUCAACACAUAUAAAGUUGGCAUAUUUACACGUCAAGUUAUAAUUUACCGUGGAGCGCAUUUGGUUAUGGCGAAACAGAAUCGAGGAUUCAAAUUUUCAGUGCACACUCCGGGAAUUCGAAGCUCGCCGAUUUGUGAAUCCAGUGAACUUGCGACAGAACCUGCAAAGUUUGAUUAUUUGUGAGUUUUUGGGGGAAUUCGAAUUUCAAGAAGGGGUUUAGGGCGAAUAAUUGAAAUUAAAAAAAUACAUUUAAAUUUAUAGAAAAAAAUACGUUUCAAAAUUUUUAUAUAUUUUUUUCAAAACGUUUCCAUUUGGUUAAAUAUGAACAUUUGUUUAAUUUUUUGUUGAAAUUUCGAAAGAAAAUGUGAAGUAAUGGGAGAAAUUCCACGUGGUCUGAAAGCCAAAUUUUUGUUUUAUUCAAGUGACACGUGGAUUUUUGGUGCUGAAAUUUAGCAUUUUUCUGAAAAUUGAAAUUUUUGUGACACGCGGAUGCCGAAAAUUGGAUUUUAAUUUUUUUUCUGAUUCAAAUUCAAUUUUCUGAACUUUGAAAACCCCAAAGUUUUUUUAGAUUCAAAAAAUUAAAUUUUUUGUUAUUCUGAAAUUUUAAGGCCAUCCUCGCGAACUCUUGCAAUCGGAAAUGGCGAUAGUUCAAUUGUUUUUUGUCUUCCAAGAGGUUCUGAAGAACAAGAAGAAGAAAUUGAGGUUCAAGAAUCUCAAGAAAAUAAUGUAUAA